Cornus florida is the source of this 432-nucleotide messenger RNA. Its product is annotated as S-protein homolog 5-like. The transcript has a single exon. Bases 1 to 432 code for a protein of 143 amino acids. The record is from RefSeq and is a predicted model, not a curated record. Lineage: Eukaryota; Viridiplantae; Streptophyta; Magnoliopsida; Cornales; Cornaceae.
AUGAAUUUCACUUCACUCUGCUCAUUCGCUAUUCUUGUCCUAGCAUUUUACUCCAUGGUUACUACUGGCUCAGUAUCAAAUGAAGACAACUUGGGGAUUGAUGAACCAAUUGACGUUCAUGUCAUCGACAGGUUCGACAUCAACACGACACCCAAGUUGAUCAUUCAUUGCAAAUCGAAGGACGAUGAUCUUGGCGAGCAUACCCUUUCUUCGGGUGAUGAUUUCCAUUGGCAUUUCAGGGUCAAUUUUAUGAGGACUACUCUCUUCUUCUGCACCAUGAGAUGGGGCCAGAAGGUGUUGAGCUUCGACGUAUUCGACGCUGCUCACAACAGAUGUAAAGCAACUCUUAAAUGCUUCUGGUCAAUUGGUGAGGACGGCGUUUAUUUUGGCGAUGGUCAUAGCCCCAACUACUUAGUGUAUCGUUGGCCUUAA